Messenger RNA from Verruconis gallopava, 738 nucleotides. RefSeq lists its product as uncharacterized. The record is from RefSeq and is a predicted model, not a curated record. Lineage: Eukaryota; Fungi; Ascomycota; Dothideomycetes; Venturiales; Sympoventuriaceae. Gene Ontology annotation, molecular function: chitin binding. Bases 1 to 738 code for a protein of 245 amino acids. The transcript has 2 exons.
AUGAAACUUGUCCCUCGCCUUGCUCUGGCCAGCACGCCAUACUCGACGGCGACCAAUUACGGCAUACUCUGCGUGAACGACACGUGCGUCGACUCAGUGUACGGGCCCUGCUGCUCUACGUCAGGAUUUUGCGGCAGUUCCGAUAAUUAUUGUGGAUUCCUGAACUGCGUGUCUGGCCCAUGCCAGAAGCCAGAUCUGCUCGCGAACACGUCAGACGUGAUCGUCGAGGCGGCUGCGCUGUCCGUCCUGACGGAGUCGUCCGUUCGCAACGCAUGUCUUCUGUGGAUGGGACUGGGGGUGUUUCUAGCGCUGCUGUUCGUAGCCGUCGUGCUGGGCGCCAUGGAGUCAGCGUUUGAGACGCCGACCGAGAAGACGCGACGCCUGGCUCGAGCCCGGGAAGCCAGAAUCAAAAAAGCGCUUGCGAAUGCGAGGGCAAGUCUGGACGCGGAGAAAAGACGGCGGGCGGAGCUGCAGGACGUCCAUGACGACGAGAUUGCCGACCACGAGCGUACGACGCAGGAGCUGCAGUCCCUGCGCACCCAGCUGAUCAGCGAGGAAAGCCGUCACGAGCACCAGGUCGAAGAGCUCCGUCGACGCCUGAACGAGCUGACCGAGGAUCGAACGCGUCUGAAUCGCGAGCUCCGUGAGAAGAGGUUGGCUCUUGACGAGAAAACGCGCGAGGUAGACGAGCUAGUCUCCCAGUUUGAAUUUCUUCAAAGCUCAAUGGCCGCCGUCUGA